Molecule: messenger RNA, 2179 nt
Organism: Aaosphaeria arxii CBS 175.79
Lineage: Eukaryota; Fungi; Ascomycota; Dothideomycetes; Pleosporales
Exons: 1
Coding region: 48-1739 (563 amino acids)
Biological process (GO): proteolysis
Molecular function (GO): cysteine-type peptidase activity
Source: RefSeq, a predicted model, not a curated record
CUGUCUUAUGUGCUCAAUUACGACAGGCUCUCUACUACCUGAGCCAAAUGAGCAGCACAUCAGACACUUUCCGAAUUUCCGCUCAAGCAAGAUCACAUGUCUUAACAUAUGGAGACUUGCUAUCGCUUUCACAUAGAUCAUGGCUAAGUAUCGGGAUUCUGGAUUUCGCGAUUGAUGCAACAUGUACCAAGCAUGCAUUAGACAAGAACAUUGGUAUCUUCUUUGCCUCAGAUACCUAUUCAAUCCUAUAUUCACCAAGAGUUGGAACUACCUUUGCAGAUUGGAUGCGUCAAUCAUUUCUAUUUCUUAUGGACAGAAAGGUCACUAAGAUUGUAAUGGCGACAAACCUACUCAACUUACAUUGGGCUGUAAUAGCCCUCGACAGGAAGAAGCUAUCUGCAAGCUUGAAUGAUUCUAUGGAGAACUUUGCGCCUUUUGUAUUGGAAGACAUUUGUUACGACAUUCUACGCGCCUUACGACAGGUCCACGGAUCAGAAUGGACUAUACCGAUAUUCAAGUGGAAGGUUUCAAAAAUCACAAGCGAACAACAAUCAAGUCACUACGAUUGCGGAGUAUAUGCCAUACACAACGUCUUUAUGUCUACAAAGCCAGAUGACAUAGUAGCAUACGAAUCUCCACUUUGUGGAAUAAGACAUCGGGUUAUGUUGGUCAAUUUUGCCAUUCCUCAUAUCUUUGACCAGGCACUGAAGAUGGGCGUAUCACCAGCAGAGGAUAAGACUAUUACCUCUUUCCUGACUGCGCAUGUAUCUGUUAAGGCGUAUCCAACUACUAUGCUUAACACGAAAGCUUGUAGAGCGCCCAAAACAAAAGCUUUACCAAUCAUGAAAGCUCUACCCCGCGAACUCAUGAAAGAUCUCCCAGAAGCUGCGCCUUAUGAGGCAAUGGCAGAAAUAGAAGUUUUGCGGCAACCAAUUGUGGAAAAUCGCCAGCUUGCCGCACCUGUUGAAAUGGUAUUUUCAAUGAAGGAUCUGUCGAAAACAGAGGAUGUGUCGUUUUCUGAUAAGAGAUUUUCGUCGUUAAAGAAAGAUCCAACCAAAAAGAAAGAGCCAACCAAAAAGAAAGAUCCAACCAAAAAGAAAGAUCCGCCAAAAACGAAAGUCUCAACUAAAAAAAAAGGUCUAGCAAUAGAAUGUCCGCCUGAAAUAAAGUUUGUGCAUACGCCAGUCUAUGCAACUCUCGCAGAAUACAUAAGUGAACGUGGGCAUCCGCAAUCGCUGUGCAUCUACCACAAUGCAAUCUGGGAUAGACAACCAAGGUCGAAGCCACAAAUGGCAGAGUGGCUGAUAUCAAUCUCCAGUAUUCCUGGAUCUCGAUCUUUGCAUCAGAGAGAGCUUUUUUACUGGUUAUAUAAAGCACCAGAGAACAAAGGUCAAACGACUGUAAUAAAUCGCAAUUGCAAGGUCGUCAAGAAUGCAACGCCCUUUGGGAGAUAUUUCUCUAUGUGUGACGUUGAGGACAAAGGGGUGCACUCGCACAAACCGACACCGACGCCAAAGCUACUCGCGCCACUUACGCCUGAGGAUCUAGGUCAGCUACGAAUGGAACCACACAGUCAGUCCUAUUUAAAGGAUACCCUCCCCAGGAUCGGGAAUACAUCCUCUAGGUAUUUUACGCCAGAUCAAGCUCAAGUGUGCACAAAAGGCAUAUUGCUUGGUAUACUUCUCAUCGUGAAGCAAUCGCAAAAGCUUUCUAUCACAACCUUGGGUAUGAAAGUCUAAGGGAUAUCAAGACUUUUUCCUGUCUCCAGGACAGAAAGUAUGACCCGCACAUACUCUUACGCGUGUCAAAUGUCCUAGCUAUGGACAUUGAAAGUGUGUCAUCCAGAGGCCGAUGGAUCCUGCACCAUACCUGUUCCGAAACAGCUAACCCAUCCACUGUUCUUUCACUUAUAAGGAUGUUCUCCGCAUGGGGGCACUUAAAGUGAAUGUGGGUUUUCCUUCCUAUGAUGGCCUGUUCACGUCAAUGGACCCUUUUAAUGGUCUGAAAGGGUUUCCAAGGACAGAGUUCGAGCUUUUCAUGAUAAUAAGAUACUCGUCAACAUUGAAUGGAGGGUGAUUACUCGAAUAUUGCUAAGUGUGGAUAUACCACAAUCAUAGUCGUUACUGUGCUGUAUGCUCCUAUUUGCUAUAGAGAGUUGACACAUGAGGCCGGCCCAUGG